UUGGGUGAAGUCUGUCCAGAAGAAAAUGGAGAGAUUAAACAAAAUAACAAACAAAGACAAAGAACCCCACAACCCCAAAAUAAACAAAUAAACAAGUAAUACGAAAAAAAAAAAAGUAGCAGUAAAACAGCAAUUGCAGCAGCAGUGAAGUUUUUAGAUUUUAGUGAGAAAGAAAAAGGCAUAACCAAUUAGGGCCUUGUCGGAAAGUUGCCCACAAAAAGUGAAGUUUGUUCGUGAAAAUAAUUUAGGUUCUAUGAUGAAUCAACACGACAUAUCUUUCCAAUCAGCUGCUAUUGCCAGUAGUUCCGAGAUGAUUCCGAUGGGUGGUUACUUUGCACCUCCCCCCAUGAAUUUCUCUGGGAAUUCCAGUAUUUUUACUACCUCCCCUGCUUUAAUCGAACCUGGGAACUCUUCUGGCUCUUCCCUUAUUGACUCAGUCGCAGGGUUCACGCAUGAUACAGGGUUGGCUGUCGAAUGGUCCGUUGACGAGCAGUACUUAUUGAAGGAGGGCCUUGAAAAAUAUAAAAAGGAACCAAAUAUUAUGAAGUACAUAAAGAUUGCGGCUACAUUGCCUGAUAAAACUGUACGUGAUGUUGCAUUGAGGAGUAGGUGGAUGCAAAGAAAGCGAAGGAAACCUGAAGAACUUAAUGCGGGUAAAAGGGUUAACAAUAGGAAGGAUAAGCUGGUGGAAUCAUCUUCAAAGAUGAAUAUGCCUUCAGCUUUGCCACAAAACACGGCUUCAUAUCCUCUCACAGUGCACCCUCUAGACCAGAAUGGGAGAAUACCUUCUGAAGGAAUAUUUGGUACAACUAUGGAUCUUCUGAAGCAAAAUUCUCAAGUACUUAGUCAAAUCACAUCCAACCUUUCUGCAUACAGGUUACAGGAUAACGUUGAUCUCUUUUGUCAUGCAAAGAACAAUAUUACCGCCAUGCUAAAAGACAUGAGAGAUAUGCCGGGUUUAAUGAGCCAUAUGCUGCCAUUGCCUGUGUCUGUUAAUGAGGAUUUAGCAAAUAGCAUGUUGUGUAGUGCAACUCAGGCAACGAUUCUCGGGAUCAAUCUCAAGCAGGAGCCAAGGUGCUGAUUGGGAAUUGUUGAGGUCGAGUUUCGAUGUAUCUGGUAUGUAUAAAUUACGGAAAAAAAUUUCUACUGUAAAUUCAUAAGAAACUGAUAUGAAGAAUUUGUAGAAAUCCCAUUUUUCGAAACCUCAAAUAUUUAGAUAUCAAAUAAACCCUAGCACCAGAUAAUAGGAAUGGUGAAAUAUUCAUCAUCUCAUAUCUCAAGUUAGAAAAGGGAGAGAAAAAAAAUUUAUCCAACAGGUUCAGCUGAAUUUUGCAUUGAAGCUUUCAUGUGUUUAAUUUGUAACUUGCUAACGUUAUUUGGUACUUGAUUUAUAUAACUUCUUGUAGUUUAUUAUCUCAUUGUUCAGUAUAUUUUGGACCAGUUUCAACACAACUAAAAUCGUGACAUAAUGAGCAUCAUUUAAGUUAUUCACCACAUAAAAUCGUAACAUAAUCAAAGUGAUUGGAUUCAACGCAACCAAAAUAGAACUAAAAAGUCCAAUAAAUCAAACCAUUCCCACAAUGGAAGUAGCUUUAACAUUCUACAAAUGCAACCAAAAAACAAAAUAAAAGCCUUUACAAUACAAUUCUACAGCUAGUAGAAGAAUGAAAGUUUGAAUGGGAAAGAAUUCGACAUCUAAAUCAAUGCCUACCAAAUCUUAAGCUAUUUCACAGGCUUUUUUCUUCUUCCUUUUUUAUUUUUU
Gossypium arboreum is the source of this 1762-nucleotide messenger RNA. RefSeq lists its product as uncharacterized. Lineage: Eukaryota; Viridiplantae; Streptophyta; Magnoliopsida; Malvales; Malvaceae. The record is from RefSeq and is a predicted model, not a curated record. The transcript is spliced from 9 exons. The coding region runs from base 254 to 1081 and encodes 275 amino acids.